Molecule: messenger RNA, 1851 nt
Organism: Cicer arietinum (chickpea)
Lineage: Eukaryota; Viridiplantae; Streptophyta; Magnoliopsida; Fabales; Fabaceae
Product: probable terpene synthase 2
Biological process (GO): diterpenoid biosynthetic process
Molecular function (GO): magnesium ion binding; terpene synthase activity
Source: RefSeq, a predicted model, not a curated record
UCCCAAAGUGAACCUUAGAGUGGUAGAAGAAGAGGAACUUUUAUUUGAAAACUUCAAUAUGCCUGCUGUAGCUAGCUUCGAUCCUCAUUCAAAAUCUGACUUGCCUAGAAAUGUUGCUGAUUAUCCACCUACCGUUUGGGGUGAUUUCUUCCUUCAAUAUGCUUCGGAAUCUAUGGAACUCGAUCAGAAUAUCGUGGCAGAAAUUGAUUAUUUAAAAAACGAAGUGAGAAACUUGCUAGCCACAAAGAAUGAGAUGCCCAUGGCCAAAGUCAACUUAAUCGAUUCAAUAUGUCGUUUGGGUGUCAGCUAUCAUUUUGAGCAUGAGAUCGACGAAAUGUUGCAACUUAUUCACAUGACUUAUAUUGAAAAUGGACAAAUAACUCUUGAAGAUAAUAUUCAUUCUCUUACCGUGUUAUUUAGAGUAUUAAGACAACGAGGACUUUACGUAUCACCUGAUGUGUUCAAAAAAUUCAAAAACGAGCAAGGAAACUUUAGUGAAAGACUCAUCACAGAUGUGGAGGGGAUGCUAAGCUUGUUCGAAGCCUCGCAUAUGAUGAUUCACGGAGAGGAAAUUUUGGAAGAGGCAUUGGCUUUCACGUCUACUCACCUUGAGUCCAUUUCCACUCAAUUGAGUCCUUCUCUUGCAGCACAAGUCAAACAUAGCUUAACACAAUCUCUUCGCAGAAACUUGCCUAGACUAGAGGCACGACGCUACAUUUCCAUAUACGAGCAAAAUACUUCCCAUAAUGUAAUUCUACUCAGGUUGGCAAAAUUGGAUUUUAAUAUGCUCCAAAGCCUACAUCAAAUGGAGUUUGGAAAUAUUUGCAAAUGGUCGAAGGAGUUGGGCAUUACUAAAAAACUACCAUUUGCACGAGAUAGAAUAGUAGAAUGUUGCUUUUGGAGUAUGUCAGUAUACUUUGAACCCCAAUAUUCUCAAGCAAGAAAAAUGAUGUCAAAAGUAAUCGCUCACCUAUCAUUUAUUGAUGAUACAUACGACUCUUACGGAACUGUUGAUGAGUUGGAACUAUUUACCAAGGCUGUUGAAAGGUGGGAUAUUAGUUGUUUGGAUGAUCUUCCAAAUUACAUGAAGAUACUUUACAAGUCUCUCUUAAAUGUUUAUGAGGAAAUAGAGCAAGAAAUGAGGAAAGAAGAAAGAAUAUAUACCCUAAACUACUUUGUAAAAGAUUUCAAGAAAAUAGUCCAAGCUUAUAUGACUGAGGCAAGAUGGUUGGACAAUAACUAUGUACCAACAAUAGAUGAGUACAUGUCCAUAUCAAAGAUAACAUCUGGUUAUCCAGUGUUGUCUACAACUUCUUAUAUUGGCAUGGGAGAUAUAGCCACGGAAGACAUCUUCAAUUGGGUCACUAAUAUGCCAAAAAUUGUAAAUGGUGCUGCUCUUGUUUGUAGGUUAAAUGAUGAAAUUGUGUCCAAUGAGUUUGAACAGAAAAGAGGGCAUGUUUGUUCAUUUCUAGAAUGCUAUAUGAGACAAUAUAAUACUGAUAGGGAAGCUGCCAUUCAAGAAUGUCAAAAAGGAGUUGAAAAUGCAUGGAAAGAUAUGAAUGAGGAUUGUCUUACGCAAACUAAAGUUCCAUUGCCUCUUUUGACUUCCGUUCUCAACCUGACACGUUUUAUUGAGGUUUAUUACAAAGAUAAAGAUAAUUACACGCAUUCUGAAGGAUUAAUGAAGACACACAUUAAAGCUUUACUUGUUGAUCCAGUGCCAAUUUGAGCAUUAAUUUAAAUUUGUCGUUAUGUUUUGUAUUUCCACAACUAAUAAAGAAAAUAUGUCAAAUGUGAAAAUUAUUAUAUAGAAAGCGACUUUCAUCUUAAAUAAGUUUAUAUUUUACUCUA